Sesamum indicum (sesame) is the source of this 2258-nucleotide messenger RNA. RefSeq names its product glycosyltransferase BC10. Lineage: Eukaryota; Viridiplantae; Streptophyta; Magnoliopsida; Lamiales; Pedaliaceae. Gene Ontology annotation, molecular function: glycosyltransferase activity. Gene Ontology annotation, cellular component: membrane. The record is from RefSeq and is a predicted model, not a curated record.
UAAGAAAAUUAGUGGGGGAGUGUAAAAAUCGCCGGCUGGAAAUGCUGUUAUGGUUGGAUGGAGUAGAAUGACGUUCCAACUGUCUGAAUCAAGAUACAAAUAGCACAGACAAAUCCACCCCAAACACACUCGGACCCUUCAUCAUCACCAUCUAUAUAAUCCAUUUUUAUAUGCAUUUGUGUGGUUAUGCUUGUGUAUGUAUACUCAUCUGCAUACACGCACUCUUUUUGUGAUUGGUUCAAUUUGUUCCAUGUGCCCUAGAUCUCACACACUCAUACUCUAACUUUGUAUACGCGGGACGUACGUGUUGGUAUAUGCAAAGAUUCAACUCGUUCGAUCUCUUUUUCCAGCUCUUUCAACUGUUGGUUCAAUCAGGUCUGCCUUAGGCGGGUACGGACUGUUCACUUUGGCGGAUUUUCUAUUUGAGGUGGGCUGUGGAACAAGAUAAAGCAUUUCUGAGAAUUGACCUCUGAUGCAUCAUUUCUAGAUGAAGUCAGCUCAGGCCUGGCGUCUAGGCAUAAAAGACGCACCAAUAUUGCCAAUGCCUCGCCAACGCGGUCAUUUAAAGAAGCCAACGUGGAUAAUCGUAUUGGUUUCCUUAGUCAGCUUUUUCCUAAUUUGCGCAUAUGUCUAUCCUCCUCACAAUUCUGCAGCAUGCUACGUAUUCUCUUCUCAUGGUUGCAAGGGAUUCAAAAGUUGGCUUCCUCCAAAGCCUGCCAGAGAACUAACUGAUGAUGAAAUUGCUUCUCGUAUUGUAAUCAGAGAGAUGCUUAAAACGCCUCCUGCUAUAUCAUUGAAUCCCAAAAUUGCCUUCCUGUUUCUGACACCAGGUGCUUUACCAUUUGAGAGGCUAUGGGACAAAUUUUUUCAGGGCCAUGAAGGUAGAUUUUCUGUGUACGUGCAUGCGUCCAAGGAUAAACCUGUGCAUUUCAGCCGUUAUUUUAUCAAUCGGGAAAUUCGGAGUGACACGGUAGUCUGGGGAAAAAUUUCAAUGGUUGAUGCAGAAAGACGACUUUUAGCAAAUGCACUCAAAGAUCCAAACAACCAACAUUUUGUACUACUUUCUGACAGCUGUAUACCACUUCGCGAUUUUGAUUAUGUGUACAACUAUCUCAUGAACACAAAUGUUAGCUUUAUAGAUUGCUUCGAGGAUCCUGGACCACAUGGAACUGGCAGGUAUAUUGAAUACAUGUUACCUGAAGUUGAGAAGAAAGACUUUCGAAAGGGUGCACAGUGGUUCACAAUGAAGAGGCAGCAUGCUAUCAUAAUCAUGGCUGACAGUCUCUACUAUUCAAAAUUCAGGGAAUAUUGUAAGCCGGGCAUGGAAGGCCGCAACUGUUACUCUGAUGAACACUAUUUGCCCACCUUUUUCUAUAUGCUUGAUCCAGCUGGAAUAGCCAAUUGGUCAGUAACACAUGUUGAUUGGUCUGAAAUGAAGUGGCAUCCAAAAUCAUACCGAGCGCAGGAUGUUACCUUUCAGCUAAUGAGAAAUAUUACGUCUAUUAUCGACAGUGUGCAUGUAACAAGUGACGAAAGGAGAGAAGUCAAAGUUAGACCUUGCUUGUGGAACGGAAAUCAUCGGCCAUGUUAUUUGUUCGCGAGGAAAUUCUUACCUGAAACUCUAGAUAAUCUAUUGCAUCUUUUCCCCAAUUACACAUCUAUUUCAGUGGGACGAUAACUUCAGCAACGAUUCUUUGGUCGAUUCAAGUUUUGUAGUCGACCCCCUUUUCUCCAUUUCUGGUGUAGCUUCUGCUGUUGUAAAGCACGUCAUGUUAUAUAGGACCGGAUGCUCCCCAAGAUGGCUUCUUGUUGAGUGCAAGGGCGGCUGGCAGAGAAUGAAGGUCACCCCAAUACCAACAAAGGUGAAGAAAUAGCCAUCAUUGCUUCCUUGGGGACAACUAUUAGAUGUUUAACUCUUUUCCCACCUCCCUUUGGGCUAUUUACGUUAAAACUUCUGAGGCUUACAGCAGCAAUGCUGAGGCUGACCUUUUUAGAAGUUGCCAUUGUUAUAAAGUUGCAAAUAUGUUCCUAAUAGGUACAGUUUUCCCUUUUUCUUGUGAAUUGUUGAAUUAAAUUUUGUUUAGGCAAUUUUUCUUCCUGAAAUCAGUACUCCCAACCGGGAAGACCGUGAUGUAGUGAAGCUGCUGUAAGAAACAUACCUACUUGUUAAAUAGUAUUUGAAGUCUUCAGUAUCUGUAGCACGAUUAGGUGCUUCACUGAUUGUCUAUAUUAUGCUAACUUUUAAUAUGUUCGGCUUA